AUGGCUUUCCUCUGGAUCCUCUCCUGCUUCUCCUUCGCCGGCGCCGCCUACGGUCAGACAGCUUGUGGGACUCCUGCCAUCCCCCCUGACAUCACUGGGUACUCCUACAUCGUGAACGGCGAGGAGGCGCGGCCUCACUCCUGGCCCUGGCAGGUGUCCCUGCAGACCACUAAUGGCUUCCACUUCUGUGGAGGUUCCCUCAUCAAUGAGAGCUGGGUGGUGACUGCUGCUCACUGCAACUUCAGGACGAGGUCCCAUCUUGUGGUUCUUGGAGAACACGACCGCUCCUCCACUGCCGAGGACGUCCAGGUGAAGAGGGUCAGCAGGGUGUUCAGGCAUCCCAACUACAACACCCCCCGCUUUAACAAUGACAUCACGCUCCUCAAGCUGUCCAGCCCUGCCCAGAUAGAAAGGCAUGUGUCCUCUGUGUGUGUGGCCGAGACCGCAGAUAACUUCGCUCCAGGAACAUCGUGCAUAACCACAGGCUGGGGACUGACCAGAGGCAAUGCUCGUCAGACUCCCUCCCUGCUGCAGCAGACUGCUCUUCCCCUCGUAGGCACUGCUCAGUGUAGCAGGGUUUUCCGCGGCACCGCGAUCACUCCCAUGAUGAUCUGUGCUGGAGGAGCCGGAGCCACCAGCUGUUCGGGCGACUCCGGCGGUCCUCUGGUCUGUCUGAAGGACAACGCCUGGACUCUGGUCGGUAUUGUGUCCUUUGGAAGAGCCACCUGCAGUACCAACACUCCCGCCGUGUACGCCCGCGUCACAGCACUGCGCGCCUGGAUAGACCAGACCAUCGCCAACAACUGA
Molecule: messenger RNA, 807 nt
Organism: Scomber scombrus (Atlantic mackerel)
Lineage: Eukaryota; Metazoa; Chordata; Actinopteri; Scombriformes; Scombridae
Product: chymotrypsin B-like
Exons: 7
Coding region: 1-807 (268 amino acids)
Biological process (GO): proteolysis
Molecular function (GO): serine-type endopeptidase activity
Source: RefSeq, a predicted model, not a curated record